AUGACAUUUUUUUCUGCCAUUGUACUUUUCUGCCUUCACUUUGUUAUUGUCUUUCCUAGAGAAGCUAAGCCAUUUAUGAAUAUAUUAUAUGAUAAAAAGCAUUUUACUCAUGCAUUGUAGAAAAUAAAACUAAAAGUCUCAGGGAACAGAGCAUCUAGUAUAUUCUUGAAUUAAAGUUGUUAACCAUGUUCACGUUUUCCUACAGGCAGGAAACUCAGAGAUGCUUUCAGACUUUUAUGCAGAAAGACAAGCCAUAAUAUAUUGGUUUGAACAGAAUUUACUACAUAUGUAAAUUAGAUUUUCUUUCCCCUUUUGUAUUGUAAAGGAAGCCAUUUUUGUUAUCUUUUAAUAAGUUUUUGCUGUAUGUCUACAAGAUCUUUAAUUGCAUUUAACAAAUAUUGGUGGAAUGCUUAAUAUGUGUAAGACACAGUGAUUGCAGAGUAACACUUCUGAAAUUAUAAAUUUAAUCUGUUGGAGUAAGAGAAAGUAUUCUUUUGUUAUUUGUAUUUCUUCACCAGAUCAACAAAUCAGAGAAGCCAGAAAGCUGCGACAAUGUGAAGGUUGUUGUUAGGUGCCGGCCCCUCAAUGAGAGAGAGAAAUCAAUGUGCUAUAAGCAGGCUGUCAGUGUGGAUGAGAUGAGGGGAACUAUCACUGUACAUAAGACUGAUUCUUUCAAUGAACCUCCAAAGACAUUUACUUUUGACACAGUUUUUGGACCAGAGAGUAAACAGCUUGAUGUUUAUAACUUAACUGCAAGGCCUAUUAUCGAUUCUGUUCUUGAAGGCUACAAUGGAACCAUUUUUGCAUAUGGACAAACCGGAACAGGCAAAACUUUUACCAUGGAAGGUGUUCGCGCUGUUCCUGAACUUAGAGGAAUCAUACCAAAUUCAUUUGCUCACAUAUUUGGUCAUAUUGCAAAAGCAGAGGGUGAUACAAGAUUUUUGGUUCGAGUGUCUUAUUUGGAAAUAUAUAAUGAAGAGGUUCGUGACCUUUUGGGCAAGGAUCAGACACAGAGGUUAGAGGUUAAAGAAAGACCUGAUGUGGGAGUUUAUAUCAAAGAUUUAUCAGCUUAUGUGGUAAAUAAUGCUGAUGAUAUGGAUAGAAUUAUGACACUAGGCCACAAAAAUCGUUCUGUUGGUGCAACUAAUAUGAAUGAACAUAGUUCCCGUUCACAUGCCAUCUUUACAAUUACUAUAGAAUGCAGUGAAAAAGGCGUUGAUGGUAACAUGCAUGUCAGGAUGGGAAAACUCCAUCUUGUUGAUCUUGCUGGUUCAGAAAGACAAGCAAAAACUGGAGCUACUGGACAACGCCUAAAGGAAGCUACAAAAAUCAAUCUUUCACUUUCCACCCUUGGUAAUGUGAUUUCUGCUUUGGUUGAUGGAAAAAGCACUCAUGUGCCUUAUCGUAACUCUAAGUUGACUCGUCUUCUUCAGGAUUCCUUAGGAGGAAAUUCAAAAACCAUGAUGUGUGCAAAUAUUGGGCCAGCAGAUUACAAUUAUGACGAAACUAUCAGUACAUUGCGCUAUGCCAACCGUGCUAAAAAUAUUAAAAAUAAAGCUAGAAUUAAUGAAGAUCCAAAGGAUGCUUUGCUUCGUCAGUUUCAGAAAGAAAUAGAAGAACUGAAAAAAAAGCUUGAAGAAGGGGAAGAAAUAUCAGGAUCUGAUAUCAGUGAAUCAGAGGAAGAAGAUGAUGAAGAGGGUGAAGUUGGAGAAGAUGGAGAGAAAAGGAAAAAAAGAAGGGAUCAAGCAGGUAAAAAGAAAGUUUCUCCAGAUAAGAUGGUUGAAAUGCAAGCAAAAAUUGAUGAGGAGAGGAAAGCACUUGAAACAAAGCUUGACAUGGAGGAAGAAGAAAGAAAUAAGGCUAGAGCUGAGUUAGAGAAACGAGAAAAGGAUCUUCUUAAGGCCCAACAGGAGCAUCAAUCUUUGCUGGAAAAGUUAUCUGCACUGGAGAAGAAGGUAAUUGUUGGUGGCGUUGAUUUGUUGGCAAAAGCCGAGGAACAAGAGAAACUUCUUGAAGAAUCUAAUAUGGAACUGGAAGAAAGGCGGAAAAGAGCAGAGCAGCUUCGUAAAGAACUUGAGGAAAAAGAGCAAGAACGCUUGGAUAUUGAAGAAAAAUAUACCAGCUUGCAAGAAGAAGCGCAGGGAAAGACCAAGAAAUUAAAGAAAGUUUGGACUAUGUUGAUGGCUGCAAAGUCAGAGAUGGCCGAUCUCCAACAAGAACAUCAGAGGGAAAUCGAAGGCCUACUGGAGAACAUUCGACAACUUAGCCGGGAGCUUCGACUUCAGAUGCUUAUUAUUGAUAACUUUAUACCUCAGGAUUAUCAGGAAAUGAUUGAAAACUAUGUCCACUGGAAUGAAGACAUAGGAGAAUGGCAGCUAAAAUGUGUUGCCUACACCGGAAAUAACAUGAGGAAGCAGACCCCAGUACCUGAUAAAAAGGAGAAAGACCCCUUUGAAGUGGACCUUUCCCAUGUGUAUCUCGCCUACACAGAGGAGAGCCUGCGGCAGUCCUUGAUGAAAUUAGAAAGGCCACGGACUUCAAAGGGAAAAGGAAGGCCAAAGACAGGGAGAAGAAAGCGUUCUGCAAAGCCUGAAACUGUGAUCGACUCUUUACUUCAGUAAAUGUUAAUGGACUUAAAAUCAUGACAAAAAUUACUGAUAUUCUAAUGCCUAGACAAAAUCUUUAAUUAAAGCACUGAAGACUUCUGUGUAAUUUUGAAUAAUGGAAGCUGUAAAUUGUGGAGUACAACUGGAAAUAAUAAUUUGCCUAAUAUCUUUUAGUCUAUAUAUAUUAAGUUAAUAUGACAUAUUAAAAUUGUACAACUAGUGAUUGUUCAGAUUGUCAUGUUACUCUUUAAUUUGAAGUUGGGGAGCAGCUCACACUAUAGAGAGCUGCAGUUUAGAUGCAUACGUAAAUCAGUUAACCAUUUACCCAACUACUUUGUAUUUAGAUAAACAGAAUUUAAAAAAUUUAUGUCCUGUUUUGCACAUAUAAACUAGCAGAUCAAACUGUCCUGUGUUAUUCUGUUAUAUUUGUGUGGGCUGCACAUCUAAGAAAUGACUCAAUCCUAAUACUGACCUACCUGGCCUGUUUAAAUGUUCCUAGUUUUUAUUCUAACAUUCAUUGUAUUUUAAGUAUAAGAUGACGAUUUAUAGGUCUUCUGUGGAAAAUUUUAUAAUUUGACAGUCAAUCUUUAGAAGUAUACAUGUCUCAAAGAACGGUUGAAUAUGUGUUUCAUCUGAAUCUCUGCCGACCUGUUUUACCACUUUGAGUUCAAAUUAAAUAUGCUUUUUUUGUUAUGGUUUCAUGUUCUCUUGAAACACUGUUCAGUACCUAAAUAUAAAGGAGCCACAGUUGCAGAAAAUUAAGAAGCUAAAUACUGGUCACUUUAUCUUUGCCUGUAUUUUUCUUUUUUUUUUAAAUCACUUGGAUUGUGACGCUUGAAUACUUUGCUGUGUCUUGGUUUUGCAUUUUGAUGGAAAUUGCUCUGUAUCUCCCAGUUGAGAAAGGUCUCCAUUUUCCAGAAAAUGAAACUAAGCCAGAAAAACGCUUUUUCUCAUAUUUUAUAAAAAGGAAGUAUUCUUCCCAAAUUUCUUCUGUUUUAAGACCAGUUAAGACCGUAUUCCUAUAAAAAUAAAAAUUAUUUUCAUUUUGUAGUAAAAUAAGUUAUAAUAGAUAAAAUUGUUCUUUCGUUGGCUGCUUACAAAGUUUUUGUUUUGUUUUUAAAGUUAUGCUGCUCCUAAACCACUCAAUAAUGUCUUUUGUGAGUCUUUAAAUUGCAUAAUCAGUUCUGGAACACAUUGUUUGCAGAUGUUUUGAGACUUCGUAAGUUAGUAUUUAUUAAAUUUUCAUUAUUUUAAUAAGUUUGACUAAGCAUUGGUUUAUAAUUAGAAAACUUGUAUAGAGUUAGGGGUCAGUGACGUACUAGUGAGGUGGUGGUAAAAAUGCGUCCUUAAAUUUGAAGUAUGUAUCAGAGAUAGAGUACUAAAUGUCCUAUGUAUGGUGAGUAUUUUCUGGGUAAUACAGAUUGCAUUUGUCAGCAUUUUCUUUGUAGUGUGUAAGAUAAUUCAAAGUUUAUAACUUUAUGGGGCAUUGUUUAGGUACUGUGAAGAAUUGAGGUGAAUUUACGUCUUGGAAAAUCUUUGUGUAAGCAGAAUAUCUUGGCACUUGUAAAAUAUUUUUGAUGAUGCACAUUUACUUCUGUUAGUAAUUGCUCUAGAGAUAUCUUAAUUUUACCAGUAGGACAAAAAAAAAAGGUUAAUGCUUCUUCUUUUUAAAAGUCCAUGUUUCUAGUCUUUACCAAUCUAGUUAAUAACAAAGGAGUAACUUUUGAGUUAAGCUGUAAAACAUUAUAGAAAUUUUAAGCCAGUAUGUUGGAUUUUUUUUCUAUUCCACCCCACCACCAUAAUAAUAAGAAAUCUAUAAAAAGACAAAACAUUGAAGAAUUCUUAAAACGUGGUUUUUAGCAGUUUUCUUUUUUUUUUUUUUAAAGCAUUUACGUUACAACUGAUUAUAUCAGAUGGGCAUUAAAGAUUCAUUUUAUGAGAUACCAAAAUUGGAUAUUCAAGCCAGGCCUGAAUACCUAUAUGAGAAAACAGGGGCACUAACUUUUGAACUAUUCAUUGAGUUCCAAUCAUAGCAGUCCUAUGGUUUCUUCACAUUUAUUGUGUCUUUCACCACAAAUGAAAUGUUUUGUGACUUCAGUGUUAAUUUUAUGAAAGGAUAUAGGUGAAUAAACUUGCUCGCUAUUUGAAAUAAAUACACAGGUUUAAAACAAGUGGCACAUACAUAUAAAUAGGUUACUGAAUGUAUAUUCCUUCUUUUUUCCUUUUAAUUUAAGAAGUAAUAUUUAUUUAUUAAAUGGAGCUUGGUAGAGUGUUACUGGUUUAUAGAGUAUUCUUUAAUAAACUCUAUAAUUACAUGUUAAAUCUUAGGAUAUUAAAAUAUGAUAGUAUUCCCCGUUUUUGUUUAGAUUCUUUUGAAGUAUGAGAUUAAUUAAGGGUAGUCUACAUCUGCAUGUUUAUCCCACAAGCAGAAUCCAUUUGUCAAACUGUCUCUAUAUUCUGGAAAAAGAGGAAUUUUUUUCAGCAAGAAAUUUAAGGCUACUUUUUGGGGUGGGGUGGUACUAUUUCAUCGGUGGCAGGUUUUAAAAUUAUGAUUAUGAUUUUCUGUAUGGGUUGUUUUGGGAUUUUUUUUUUUUUCCUUAUUUCUUUUUAGUCUGUUAUAAAUAUCUCUUUCCCCUUAACUCUUUAUCUGAAGGAAAGUUCCUCUCUUUCCCAUAGGGCUGUGAAUUAAGGAAUGGGUAGAGUUUACAUUUCAGCGCAGCAGUGUCUGCCCGAUUUCUUGGUGUAUACAUUUGUUUUCCAUUUUAAUUCUUCCUUGUUCUUAGACUGACAGAAGAAAAUGUAGGUCUCCUACUGCCUUUGAACUUAUACUGUAGUCUGACUAAUUUAAAUCAUUAAUAAUUUCAGUAGCAUUACUACAUACUGUAUACUGGCCAAAAUGACAAAUUGUACAAAAGUUUGUUGCAUUAAUUUCAAGAGCCACACUUUCAUUGUAUUUUAUGUAUAAAUUGUAUUUGUUAAGUUGUAUAUAUCAGUAUUGUAUGUAUACAUGCAGCAUGGUUAUAUAAGAAAUAAAAAUCUUUACCUAAUGCCUGUAGCGGUCUGCUGCUCUUCUUAAGAUUUUUGUGUUUACUCCCAUCCUGAUGUUAAUGGGCAGGUUCUUUGUGACUUCUCAAUUUUAUAUGGUUAAGAAAGGCCUGUGUAAUUUCAUACUUGGAAACUCUUAAUGUUGUGGGUCUUGAAAACAGAAAUCAUCAUGAAACAGAAACU
Molecule: messenger RNA, 5834 nt
Organism: Trichechus manatus latirostris (Florida manatee)
Lineage: Eukaryota; Metazoa; Chordata; Mammalia; Sirenia; Trichechidae
Gene: KIF3A
Product: kinesin family member 3A
Exons: 17
Coding region: 603-2621 (672 amino acids)
Biological process (GO): microtubule-based movement; mitotic spindle organization; spindle elongation
Cellular component (GO): microtubule associated complex
Molecular function (GO): ATP binding; microtubule binding; microtubule motor activity
Source: RefSeq, a predicted model, not a curated record